Messenger RNA from Malania oleifera, 591 nucleotides. Its product is annotated as apoptosis inhibitor 5-like protein API5. Gene Ontology annotation, molecular function: mRNA binding. The record is from RefSeq and is a predicted model, not a curated record. Bases 65 to 562 code for a protein of 165 amino acids. Gene Ontology annotation, biological process: regulation of programmed cell death. NCBI's taxonomy places the organism in Eukaryota, Viridiplantae, Streptophyta, Magnoliopsida, Santalales, Ximeniaceae. The transcript has 6 exons. Gene Ontology annotation, cellular component: nucleus.
UUUUGAUUUGUGCUGUUGAGGAUAUACUCUCUUUAAUGAUUCAGCUUUUAUCUUGAAUUUAUUGAUGCUUUCAGAAGAAAAUGUUGAGCGUGACGCAGUGCAAAAGGCCGUCAUGUCAUUAUUGAGGCAGGAUGUAAAAGCUUCUCUAACAGCCCUAUUCAAGCAUAUCAGCACCAAUGAACCAAGCCUGGAUGAAAAUAUUCGUGAGAGGGUUCUAAGCUAUAUUAGAGAUAAGGUUUUUCCUUUAAACACUGAGCUCUUGAAACCUCAGGAGCAAAUGGAAAGGCAUAUCACUGAUUUGAUAAAACAAAGUUUAGAAGAUGUAACAGGAGCAGAAUUUAAAAUGUUUGUGGAUUUUUUAAAAAAAUUGAGCAUAUUUGGCAAGAAAGCCCCUCCAGAGCAUGUGCAAAAACUUAUUGAAAUUAUUGAAGGACAAGCUGAUCUUGAUGCACAAUUCAAUGUUUCUGAUGGGACCAUAUUGAUAGACUUAUAUCAUGCCUGUACAUGGCUCUUCCUUUUUUCAUGCGAGGUGCAUCCAAUAGUAAGUUUCUCAACUAUUUGAACAAGCACAAUAUACCUGUUUUUGAUAAG